This is a messenger RNA of Paramormyrops kingsleyae, 2143 nucleotides long. Its product is annotated as secreted phosphoprotein 24. Gene Ontology annotation, biological process: bone remodeling. Gene Ontology annotation, cellular component: extracellular region. NCBI's taxonomy places the organism in Eukaryota, Metazoa, Chordata, Actinopteri, Osteoglossiformes, Mormyridae. The record is from RefSeq and is a predicted model, not a curated record.
UUCCCUCCGAGAGACAUGAGGGUGGACGUGCUUCUCUGGGUGUUACUGCACGCGCUCUGCUGUGCCGGCUUCCCGUCGCCAUGGCGUGCCACACCCUCCGCAGACCGCUGGGCCUUGGGGCGCCGGGCCCUGGGGGUGGCCCUCGACCACAUCAACCAGCAGGCCCAGGGCUCCUGGCUCUACCGAGUGACCAGCAGUUCUGUCAAGGAGAUUAUCCAUAAAGGGUUAAAUUCCUAUGAGGUUAUGCUGAAGUUUGGGAUCAGGGACACCAUCUGCCCCAGAACAUCUGCAGUGAACCCAGAGACCUGCAGUGUUAGGCUGGAUAUUUCUGCGUCCCUGGCAUCCUGUUCCAGUCGCGUGCGGCUGACUGGUGACCUCACCGAGCUCGUGUCUAUCAGCUGUGACAUUGCAAGCAGCUCCAGCUCUGAGUCCAGCAGUGAAGAGAUAUUCGUGACGCUGCCCCACACAUAUCCAUGGGACCCCUAUGGGAAUGGAGGUCUGGCUCCGCCCAUUCUGCCUCGACCCACAGCUGACUGGCGGAACACAGAUAACCAACUGAACCAUAAUGAUCUGGGACUUCAAGAGUAAAACAGUGAGGGAUACAAGGUCUGAUCCAGCCGUCCUGUACAUCCUUAUACAGGCUGCUUUUGUUGUUUCUGGGUGAUGUUUUGCAUACAAACCCACUGAAACUGAAAAUGUUUGAGGGAGUACAGAAUCUGAGAAAUAAACUAAUAUACUGUAGCUCAUGUGGUGCUCUUGAACUUCCCCUUCAAAGAUAUCAGGUUCUUUACCACAAAGGCUACGUUGAGCUGACAAUAGUUAGUGCCAUAGACUGCGGUAAUAAUGGCAUCUGCCCCACUGAUCAGUCAAAAGCAUCACGUUCAUCUCUACACAGUCAUCGCACUCUACAGUCACACCCUAACUGUGUGGUACCUUAGCGAUCAAACACAUUAGCUUUAACAAUACUUAGGCAGUAUAUUGUCACUGAUGGUGGACUCCUCAGGUCUAUCAUGAAAGCUUGAUUAUCUAUCAUCCAAAUAUCCAUAAAGCAAUGUGUAAGCCAUAAAGAUCUGGUUUAACAUCAGAUACUUGCAUAUUUGGGCAAAGAUCUUAGUACAACAGAAGCACAAGUCCAUCAGCUCAAAUAGAAAUAUGGAAAUAGGUCUGAAUAGGGGUUGUAAAAUAUUCCUGGUACUCUUGGUUUAUUAAUAUAUUUUGCUUACAAACCCACUUAACCAUCUUUUUACUGACAAAGAGUCAAAUUUACAAGUGCAUAAAGGCAAUGCCUGGAUGGACAAAGCCAAUUUAGGACUGAAAACAUUUACCACCAAAAUUACGCGUGACGCCAUAUCAGACAGCUAAUGUGUAUUGUCUUCAAUACAACUCAGCUUGUUAGUCUGGCAGUGACUGACUGGAAGUAACAAAAUAACCUCUAAACAAAACAUAGGUAGUAGACAGUUACAUGUUAGCGGUUCAGCCUUCCUCUAACUGCCCCAAACAGGGUGGUGUAGGUAAACUGAAGCUGACCCCAGGCAGCACCGGGCACAGACACACCCAGUCAUACUCUAUGGACCCAACCACGCAUCUCGGAGUGGUGGGAAGGAAUCUGAGUGCCUGCGGAGACCCACGUGACACAGUGACCACAGAAACUGUCCUUCAUUUUUUGUUGUAUAGUUAUGACUGAUAAUUAGAUGGCAUUCCAGCAGCAUGCUUCUCCAGGAAAAUCCCAGGUCAGGCUGAGCAAACUGUCCAGGUGCUGGUACCCAGCCACCAUGAUCCGAUGGUGGAAGAAGUUAUCUAACCAUUAAGACGCUCGACCUGCAGCUCUGACAACAGACACUCUCCGUCAGACCUCUAAUCCACCUGCUAGUUAAUCACAUUGCCAGCUUGCGUGAGAGGAGGUAACAUUUUCUCACUCCAGGGAUAAAACAAAAAGGGGGGGGGGGCGUGUGACAAAAUAUGACUCACACAUUGAGCUUUUUUAAUUUCGAGAUGUCGUCAAACGAUCAGUAAAGCACAACAAAGGAGCCACAGCGACACAUUGUGGUCAGAUUUAAACAUUUAUAUUGUGAUCUUCAGUUUAAAUGCAAGAGACAUUCUGAUUUUUAUUUAUUCAGUUAUUUAGAUAUGCUAGAUGUUCCUG